Suillus subalutaceus is the source of this 180-nucleotide messenger RNA. RefSeq lists its product as uncharacterized. Lineage: Eukaryota; Fungi; Basidiomycota; Agaricomycetes; Boletales; Suillaceae. The record is from RefSeq and is a predicted model, not a curated record. The annotation marks the transcript as partial. The transcript is spliced from 2 exons.
GGCUCCAGAAAGAUCUUCAUAAUGAUUCUGCCUUUACUUCUUUCUCUGGACAAAACAGCCAUCACCAUCACACCUUUGAAACUGCUGCAGCAUGAUCAUGUUCAGAAGUUUGAGCAGUAUGGGAUUCCUUUGAUUGUGAUUAAUCAUGAUACUCUGUCUGACAAGAAUCUUUGGAAUGUA